GGGCAGGUCGGCUCUUGCCACGACCUGGAAGGACCGUUUCCGCGCUUGUUUACCCUGCUGGUACACUAGAAGGGAAACUCCAUGAGGACAGGACCGUGUCACGUCUCCGCUUCCUGCCCCGCACGUCCUAGGGGCCUAAUAAAUACCCGUUGAACAAAAGAGUGGCAGGAGCCUCCGCACACGUUCUGGCGGGACGUGGCCCAGCCUUCCUUGCCCUGCCGUCCUCAUGCCCGCGGCUCACGUCUGUGCAGCGAGGGGGGCCUCGCAGGGCGGCGAGAUCUUUUAUCUUCCCAGAGGAAGCCCAGGGGGCCACGCGUGUUUGUGGCAAGCCAGAGCCCCUUGUAACGUCUGUCUUUAUUUUCCGUCUUACCGCCCCGUCUUCUCCACCAAAAUGAAAGUGCCAGGAGUCUCUUGUCUGGGACCUCAUCUGACUUACCCAGUGCCAUCUUUUCAAGUGCCUUGAGUAACGUAAGCUUGGCACUGGAGGGGGAGGAAUGAGCCAGAGGGACAAGUUCCCCGAUCUCAUGCUGCGUACCUUCUAGUGAGGGGGACACACGAGCGCGCAAGCCUGGUUCAGGGAGUGGCACGUGCCGCGAAGGACCUGAAACCAGCCGGCCCUGACGAGCAUCUGCUUAGACUGGACGCCCAGGGCCCUGCUGUAUUGCCAGCACUUGGCUUACUGUAGGCGCUCAGUAGAUGUUUGUGGAGUCGCACUGCAUUCUGGCCACAUGCACCCCACUUUAAAUUAUACUGGCAGGAAGUAGCCUAGGGUAACUUACCCAAACUUAACCCAGUUAGCACACAUUUGAGCUCAGACUUCAGAGCUCACCCUCCUUAGCAGUUCUGCUGUCCCACCUCUGGGAGCUGUUCCAGUCCUGUGGCUUUACAUUGCCUCCCAGGUUAACAGUCUGAAGUGACCCUAAAUGUAUAAACAGCUGAAGGGUGUCCAGUUAAAACCAAAACAGACCCCCUCAAAGACCUAAGGUGGAUGGAUUAUAAUUCCGCGAGAGAACUGGAGUUUGCGUGCUGUCCCGCUGGCCUGCUCCUCCAGGGUCCGGGCUGGGAGUGGAAUCCCCGGAUGGUGCUGACCAUGAAGGGGAUGGUUUGCACGUGAGGUGUCCGACGUUCUCUACCCCGCAAGCCUGGCUUCGCCGCUCCUGGGCAGCAGCACAUUCCUUCAUUUAGUCCGUAGACGUGUGCUGCUCCAGGUGUCAGGUACGAGGAGGCGAGUCACAUCACAGGUGUGCCUCUCCACGCCCCCUUAGGUCCUGCAGAAUCAGCCAGGACGGGCGAGGGUCUGAGGGAAUUCAGAGUGCUCCGGGAGCCGGGAGGAGUCAGCUCCAGAAAGAUGUGUCAUUCGAGCUGUGUGUGAAGGUGGAAGGGAAGCAGGCCAUGGGCAGGGAGCGUGGCAGCAGAGGGAACUGCAUGUACAGUGGCACAGAGGCUGAGUAAUGGGGCUCCUUUGGGAUGGUAGUUCUGAAUGACAGCAGCAAUGAGCACUUGCUGGAGGUCACGAGGCCAAGUAGGAGACCAGGCUGGCUUGUGGACAGGAGUCAGGUCUUCUGUGGCCUCUGCCAGAGGCAGCCAGUGUCCACGUUCAAAUUAUGUUGUCUUCUCAGCCAGUUUUUUGAUCCCGGGUAACCUUAAUCCCACCCCCAGCAUGUAGACUUCCUACAGUGAUGUAUAGAAAGAGGCACUAAUUGGGGACUAUUAAAGGUUUUGUCCCAGUUCUUUCACUUGAAGAUGUUUGACCUUGGGCUGGCCGCUUCACUCUCCAGAGGAGUAUUUGGUCAGCUGGUGUCAUCCUUUCAGCUUCUUUACAUGAACAGUGUGGUGGAGAAGAGUGAUCUCUCUGGCCCAGGGCUGGCCAAAGCCCCUGGAUAUUUUUGCUAGGGAGGUGGUCCAGGAAAGUUGCAGUGUCAGAUUGUUGAAGGCUGUUGGCUUGUGGCUUCAGAAAAGGCACCUGGAGGCAUGUAUAAACCAGUUUAUGCGAUUUUUUUGUGGGUUUAUUUCUUUUUCUCUUUUCCCUUUAUUGGCCAUGCCUGUGGCCUAUGGAAGUUCUCUGACCAGGGAUCAAAUCUGAGCCACAGCUGUGACCUGUGCCACAGCUGCAACAACAUUGGAUCCUUAACCCACUGCACUGCCUCAGAGGCAAUGCCAGAUCCUUAACCUGCUGUGUCACAGCAGGAACACCUGUUGGUUUGUUUUUAAACUGAGCACUAAGGUAGUGAAAUUAGAAUAGAGGUUCCGGAGUUUGUGGCACGGUGGAAACAAAUCCAACUAGGAACCAUGAGGUUGUGGGUUUGAUGCCUGGCCUCACUCAGUGGGUUAAGGAUCCGGCGUUGCCAUGAGCUGUGGUGUAGGUCACAGACACAGCUCAGAUCCUGCACUGCUGUGGCUGUGGUGUAGGCCAGCAGCUACAGCUCCAAUUAGACCCCUAGCCUGGGAACCCUCUAUAUGCCGAGGGUGCGGCCCUGAAAAGACACAAACAAACAAACAAAAACAAAGAGGUUCUGUGUCCUGGCUUGCUGUUUCGGGAUCAUUCAUUUCAGGAUGAGAACUGGCACAUACAGGUUACUCAGGGUGAUGAAUCUGACUUUGGAUGGUUCGCUUAGAUGAAUCAAACUUGUCAGCUAACUUUGCUUAAGAAGGUAAUAGAGGAGUUCCCGUCGUGGCGCAGUGGUUAACGAAUCCGACUAGGACCCAUGAGGUUGCGGGUUCGGUCCCUGCCCUUGCUCAGUGGGUUAACGAUCCGGCGUUGCCGUGAGCUGUGGUGUAGGUUGCAGACGCGGCUCGGAUCCCGCGUUGCUGUGGCUCUGGCGUAGGCUGGUGGCUACAGCUCUGAUUCAACCCCUAGCCUGGGAACCUCCAUAUGCCGAGGCAGCGGCCCAAGAAAUAGCAAAAAGACAAAAAAGAAAAAAGAAAAAAGAAGGUAAUAGAGUUCUCGUGUGGCUCAGCAGGUUAAGUACCCGGUGUUCUCACUGCUGUGGCUUGGGUUGCUCUGUGGCGUGUGUUCAAUCCCUGGCCCAGGAAUUUGCACAUGCUGCGAGUGUGGGCCAAAAAAAAAAAAAGAUAAUAGUUAAAAUGCCUGUCAUCCAAAGGAAAAAAAUUGUUUUUCAGUGCAGCCUAAGAUGAUACGGAGUUGUAUGUGUUGGAUUUUUUUUCAUCUCGGGCAUUUCGUGUGGUUGUGUUGAAGUUAAGGAUGUUACAGGAGGAAGGAGAGCACAGCCUUGCAGGACCUCGUAGGGUUUUAUAGGAAAUGCCGUGCUGCUUUGUGUUAAGUGUCAGGAGGAGAAAGACUGCUGGCCUCCUGAAAGAAGCACAGCACCACGACACUUGCUGUAGUGAAACGGGAGGAUCUCUCUUGAACUGGGGUGACCUUUCUGAAAGAGUGAAGCAUUUUGAGAACCUUUGAAAUGUAUGCUUUGCAUUGUUCUUUCUCUUGAUUGUUCUGUUGGUCUUCCUAGGCCAAAUCCUUUUCUCUCCAUCUCCUCACUCUGAGUUCCCGUUUGUUGCUCAGCUCAAAGAGAGCUUUCUGAGAAGUUCCCUGGUGUCUCAGUGGGUCAAGGCUCUGGUGUUGUCACUGCUGAGGUUUGGGUUGAUGCUGUGGCACAGGUUCGUUUCCUGACCUGGGAGCUUCCGUGUGGCUUGGGCAUGGCAAGAGAAACAAAGAAGGAAGGCGGGGGGUGGGGGGCAUGCACUGAGGGUUUGGAAUGGAAAUGCUAUAAAAAUUUGGUUGUGAUGAUUGUUGUACACCUAUAAAUUAAUAAAAUUCAUCAAGUAAUUAAAAAAGAAAAAGAAACCUGAAAACAAAAAAAUAAAGACUGACAGGAUUUGAAGAAAGAAAGAAAGAGUGAGCUUUCAGGGCAUUUUGUAUCUUUUCUUUCUUCUCUCCCUCCCCUUCCAUUGACUCCAUCCCUGGUAAGUGGCAUGUCUUUGUAUUUUCUUGGUCAUUGCCCAAGACUCUUAAGGAUCCUUCCUCCCAUCCUGGCAACCGCCCCGCCCACCUCAUGAUACCGUCAGGUGGGAAGGGUCGGUUAACCAGCCUCAUGAGCUGGUCAGUUAGGGUUUAAACCCGCGGAGGACCCAUUUACCUUUGUUUACUCUGUACCUAAACCAGCGGCCUCUGCUACGUCUUGGAUAGCCCUGCUGUGGGUCAGUACGGGUAACAUACUGGCACAGCACCAUUGGUUGGUGUGGUUGAUUGCCACUUUGGGGAGAAAACUGGAACUUGGGUAGACCGGUUAGGGAUAUUCUCUUUUGUAUAAGGAAAUCAUUAGUUCAUCCUCUUACGUUAAUGUGUAAUUUAAUAUUGUUUAGGAAGCUAAAAAAUAUAAAACUCGGUAGAUAUAGUCAGUACAAUGCAGUAAUUAUCUUUCAGAUGCUAAUUACUCCAUUAAUUCUUUAGCUUUUAGCAUAGCACUGAUUUCCUUAACAUUUCAUGAUCACAGAGAGCAGACUGUGUUUUACAGCACAACAGAAUGUCAGCAGUGUGCUUAAGAUUCUUUAUGGUGGUGGUUUAAAUCCAUCCUGCAUAGAUUAUCUUCAUUUAUUUAAUUAUUAACCAGCUUGCUCAUCCGAAGCAGGUGGCAUUAAACUUACCAAUCUUUAGUCAAACUUAGAUUGUAUUAUUUACUUCUGAGUUUUUGUUCCUGGGAGAAAAAUGGGGACUAGAGAUUAACUUCUUUUUACACAUUUAUUUUCUUCUUUUCUUCACAGUUAACUCCUUGGGGGUGGGGGGGGAAUUAGAUAAUUCUUGGCUGUGUGUUUCUAUUUGGAAAAUGGUGAUGGUCCCUUGUUGUGUGUGUUUGUAGCACGAAUACGGUUGUCUUUGUAACUACCUGGUAAGUUUGCAUUCACGUACGGAUUUAUUAAAAUAAUUAGUCUGAAUUGAUGCUUAUUAAAGAGAUGAACUCUUAAGCAUUAGUAAUACUAUCUUUUAUUUAUUAAGAUUAUAUAGCAUCUUCCCAUCCAGUGCUCAAGGCAAAACACUGAGGACUUUGACCCUGUGGUAUUACCGCCAAGUAGUUGAAAAUUAGGGAAGGAAUCAGGGGAAGGAACUAUGUUGGUUACACUCAAAUACUACCCUUAGGCUCGGCGUUUUGAACCUGAAGCUUGAAUUUUUACAUAGGAAUUAUCACCAGGAUGCUUCCUACAUCUCCCAUUUGUAUUUGGAAAUGUUGCCAUCUGAAGGAUGACCAUGAUUUGGAACAAAUGAGCCCAGCUUUCAGCAAGAUGACAAGAAAGACGAGUUCCAUUCGUCAGGACAAGGGUGCCAUCGAGUGUCUUGAAUAACAUCAAAUAAAAGCCUUCUGCACAGUCAUCUUGCACUGGGCAUUGUGUUAAAAACAAAGUUGCAUUAUGGUUCCAGGCUUGCUUCCUCGUUUUCUGUCAUUUUAGGCCCCUUUCAGGCUGUCAUCAGCGUAGCACAUCCAGGAUUGCUUUGGCCUGUGCUCAGCGGAUAUGUACAGUCUUUGAAGUUUUUACCUGACAGACCUAGGCUGCUGACUUUACAAAAACAGGAGUUGUUUAAAGAGCUUUAUCUUGGAAACAAAGUUACUGAACUUGACCAUCAUUCUAAGAUUAUUUUAAAAAAUAUCAGUGUGGCAAAAUAGUCUUUCUAGAGUAUCUUGUUUUCAAAAUGUUCAGGGUGUUGUUUUAACAAAAGCUGUUGAUGUCUAGAAACAAUGAUGCCUUGAUGUGCUUCUGGGUUUUCCCUCCCUUGCACAGGGUGGGGGGGGGGAUUGAGAAAAUGGCCUAGUCCCUUGGGAAAAAUCUUGAUGCAUUUUCUCUUAAUAAUAUUUUAGCAUUAAUGGCACAAAACUGUAAAGCCGUAUAGAACUACCUUCCUAGGGUUUUCCUUCAUCCUUUCAGAAGGGUUAUUAUCAAUUUUUGACUAGUAGGUUAGUAUUUCUCUUCUGCCGUCGGGGGUGUCUGUCCCCAUGGGGCAGGUCACAUGGUGCAGGUGGCAGCCAUUCCUCCGCACCUGGUGUUUCAGUAGGAUCAUAUGGCUGUAGCCUGUCUGGGAGGGGGCUUAGGGUCUUAAAUAUUCCGGGGGGGGAGGUGGAUUGAGACGGUUGUCUCUUUUGGAUCAUACUUUAAGACGGUGUAGUGGACCCCUGGACUAGAUUUAAAUUGCUUGCGAUGUGGCUUGGAACCACUGGGACUCUUGAGUUUUCCUGGCGCUGUCUUUAAAGGCUGGGGGGUGCUCAGGGAUGGGAGAGGAACAGAGAGCCGGACGGAGGGCCUGGGAGCAGAGGACAUGGUGGUGAGGGCGAAGGAGUGGAUGGCCCACUGGGCCCGGCUCUGCCGUUAAGAGCCGAGGCCAGGGGGUGCUGGCAUUCGCCUUCUAGCUGAGGGGGACGGAAAGGGAAGGCAAGAAGGACGCUCCCUGGGAGAUAAUUGCCUGCUUUUCACCACGUCCGUGAAGUCUGGGGGCGCGACAGAUGCUUGACAUCCUUCAUCUUCUUAUGGAGUCUGUGGCACAGCCCUGUGAUGUGCGUUACUCCGCCGUUAGGGAGCCCGGCCCUGGGUGAGGCCACUGUCCCCGGUCGGUCCAGCACCUAAGGCAUUUCUUUCCGGUGUAUCACAGGGGCUCUGGAAUGAACUCAUAAAGGAGCUCAUUUGGGGGGGUGGGGAGUCAGAGAAUUUUUGUUUUCUGUUUUGGCCACACCCACAGCAUAUGGAAGAUCCCAGGCCAGGCAUUGAUCUGAGCCACAGCUUCAGCCUAUGGCACAGCUGUUGCACAGCCGAUCCUUAACCAACUGUACCACAGUGGGGACUCCAGGGCAGAGAAUUUUUAUCCAUUAAGGAAGUGUUAGGAGCCGUCAGGAUAAUUUCUUCAGAACAUUAAUUAACUAAGAAUUAAUCUUUGUGGAAUGUUUAGGAGGGAUUUCUUACCAUCCUUUUAAGAAAGUUCAUACUGAUGACUCCAAAAUAUUCUUUGAUUUACCUUGUGAAUAUUCACUUUUUAUAACACACAUUGUUCGUGUUUAAUGAUUCUGUAUAUAUAGAACACAUUAACUUUCGAGUAAUUUGCACAUCUGCUCUUGAGUCUUUGGAAGGUAGGGUGAAAUUUGUGUGAGGUAGGAAUUUCACAGUUUUGCAGAUUUGUAAAGUGGGAAUUUAGAGAAGUUUGAAAGAAUACUUGUUUAGAUAGAAAUGUCUGAAAUAAAUGACCUUCAUAGGUGCCACCGUAAACUUUACAAGUGGGGCAACAAAGACAGAGAAACAAAUAAAGGUAAGUUAAUAUUAACUAGAGAUUUCUUAAGUGUUGAGCAAGAUAAAGUGCCUGUGAGAAAGUGCUGUUUUAUUCUGCGUGAAGCGCACUUUGGGAGUCGUCCUUCCCCCAGACUGGCCUCCAGGCCCGAGAGUCAGCGUGGGGAGGUGAUCGCGCGUGGAGCAGGGGGUCGUCCAUCUGGCAAUAUCUGGGCUUUCUUCCUUUUGCACAACUCAUCCCUCGAGGUCUUCUUCACGGGCAGACACCCCUUCUUGUCUGACGGAAUGUAGCAUGGCUGCGAUUCAAGAUUGGUUUGGUCACUGCGUCCUGGAAGCUUCCUGUGGGCCAGGUCCCUUCACCGACGUGGUUACCACCAACCUAAAGCUCGGCAACCCGACAGACCGGAAUGUGUGUUUCAAGGUGAAGACCACGGCCCCACGUAGGUACUGCGUGAGGCCCAACAGUGGGAUCAUUGACGCGGGGGCCUCCAUCAAUGUAUCUGUGAUGUUACAGCCUUUCGAUUAUGAUCCCAAUGAGAAGAGUAAACACAAGUUUAUGGUUCAGUCUAUGUUUGCUCCAGCUGACACUUCUGAUAUGGAGGCAGCUUGGAAGGAGGCAAAACCGGAAGACCUUAUGGAUUCAAAACUUAGAUGUGUGUUUGAAUUGCCAGCAGAAAAUGAUAAACCACAUGAUGUAGAAAUAAAUAAAAUUAUAUCCACAACUGCAUCAAAGACAGAAACGCCAGUGGUGUCUAAAGCCCUGAGUUCCGCUCUGGACGACACCGAAGUGAAGAAGGUGAUGGAAGAGUGUAAGCGGCUGCAGAGCGAGGUCCAGAGGCUGCGGGAGGAGAACAAGCAGUUGAAGGAGGAAGACGGCCUUCGGAUGAGGAAGCCCGUGCCGAGCAACAGCCCUGCGCCCGCGCCCGCCACGCCUGGGAAGGAGGAGGGCCUCAGCACGAGGCUGCUGGCGCUGGUGGUUUUGUUCUUCAUCGUGGGCGUGAUCAUAGGGAAGAUCGCCUUGUAGGCUGCGUGCAGAGGACGGGAAACCGGGCUGACGGAUCCGCCGCUUCGUGGGAUUGAAAUUGGUCCUAACCACGUGUAAAAAGAAAUUAACGUAUGAUGACAUCUCACAGGUCUUGCCUUUAAAUUACCCCUCCCUGUGCCGUGCGCACGCGCGCACAUGCACACGCACACACGCACACACACGCACACACACACACAGGUAGAACAUAAUCUAACAAUCUUUUAGAAAGCUUAAAACGUGUAGUAAAUGAUUGGGGGGAAUAAUGAUCCUUAUUAAUGACGAGGGAACCGUGAUUAAACGACAGUGGCAUGUCGAAAGUGUCAUUUUAAACAUUAGUAGCCUCGGUACAUGUUGCUGGAUUACCUCUCUUAAAACACGCCACUCUUCCUCGCCUGUUGGUGCUGGCCCUCGGGAGCUGGAGCCAGCCCGGCGGGGAGUCGCCACCUCCACGUCGUCACCCCCACGCGGCCCACUCCCUCGGGGCUGCUUUCCGAGCUCGGCCCAGACCGCCCGUCCCCGGGGACUGGCGGACAGAGUCGGGACCCGACGAGGAUGGCGCUGUGGCAGCAUCGGCGGUGCCCUUCAGAGCGGGAGGUGUGUGUGCGCGCGCGGCCUGGUCGACCCAGUGCUCUGGAAGUAAGCCCGUGCUCCGUCCUCUCGAGGGACCAAGCUAGAACCCCGCCGGGUCAUGUAGCGAGACUGAAUUGUGCUUCAGAGAUGCCGAACGCAUAUUUAACUUAUUUAACGUGUUUCAUCUCAUGUGUCCCUGUCACAAGAUUGUAAUCAAUGCUGUGGCCUAAAAGUCACCUGUGCUCCUGACACUGCCGGGUGAGGCUGCACUGCGGCUGCUGGGGGCGGUGGGCUCUGCACACACGGAGGCGUGGCUGCUCUCGGAAAACAGGCUGGAGAACAGCCACCAGGAAGUGCUUUUCUGUGUAAAUAAACAACAGCUGUCACAGGGAGGGCCCCUCUCAAGAGCGGCUGUCGACUCCCCAUCACUCUCCAUGGAGAAGCAUGGCCCUCACCCCCACUCACCCUGCAGCACACACGCCCCCCGGGGUGGGCCCGGCCCUGACCUGCCCACGCGGCCCUCGCUUGGGGUCAGGCAGCAGGGACUCAGGAGAGAGGGAGCCGGCGGGGUGGGGUGUGGAGGGGAGGGCGAAAGAGACGUCAGAUCAUCCAUCAAGUUGUGAUCGAGAGUUUGACUGUGAAAUUAAUUUUAUGCCGUAAAAGACCAAUCCAAUUCUGUUUGACUAUGUAGCAUCUUAAAAAGUAAAAAAAUUAAAAUAAAGCCCCAAAAUUAAGA
Molecule: messenger RNA, 9548 nt
Organism: Sus scrofa (pig)
Lineage: Eukaryota; Metazoa; Chordata; Mammalia; Artiodactyla; Suidae
Source: RefSeq, a predicted model, not a curated record